AUGUCAUCGCCUCUGCCUCCGCCACCUCCACCGCAGUGGGUGGUGACGAUGAACUCACCACUGCCGCGUCCCACCAAAGCCGCGUCCAGUCUUCCGGAUCCACCAGGCUUCUCCAGCGGCCGGGGAGGGAAAGUGCGCCAACAACAGCAACACCAACCGAUCGCAAAGAAAGCCGAAGAAACCGAUGCCUUGAAAAUGAAGAAAGCCUGGGAGAUUGCCAUUGGCCCCUCUAAGCAGCUUCCCAUGAAUGCCAUUAUGAUGUACAUGUCUGGCAACAGUCUCCAGAUUUUCAGCAUCAUGAUGGUCUUUAUGCUAUUCAAGGGCCCCAUUCAAGGCCUGAUCAAUACCAACGAGGCUUUUGCCAGAUACGAGACACCUUCAACGCGCGGGCGCCUGGUGGCCGUAAAACUGGUCUAUGUCCUGAUGCAACUGUUACUGCUGGCAUUGGGGAUUUGGAAAGUGAAUGCAAUGGGACUUUUGCCAACCACGAGAUCAGACUGGCUUGCGUGGGAAUCGGAGAGACAGCCUCUAGAGCGGGCAUUUUUCGCGCUGAAGGGAUGA
Messenger RNA from Penicillium oxalicum, 561 nucleotides. RefSeq names its product ER membrane protein complex subunit 4. The transcript is spliced from 3 exons. The record is from RefSeq and is a predicted model, not a curated record. Bases 1 to 561 code for a protein of 186 amino acids. NCBI's taxonomy places the organism in Eukaryota, Fungi, Ascomycota, Eurotiomycetes, Eurotiales, Aspergillaceae. Gene Ontology annotation, cellular component: EMC complex. Gene Ontology annotation, biological process: protein folding in endoplasmic reticulum.